This is a messenger RNA of Galleria mellonella (greater wax moth), 489 nucleotides long. RefSeq names its product protein transport protein Sec61 subunit gamma. The record is from RefSeq and is a predicted model, not a curated record. Gene Ontology annotation, biological process: protein targeting; post-translational protein targeting to membrane, translocation. Lineage: Eukaryota; Metazoa; Arthropoda; Insecta; Lepidoptera; Pyralidae. Gene Ontology annotation, cellular component: Ssh1 translocon complex; membrane. The transcript has 3 exons. The coding region runs from base 162 to 368 and encodes 68 amino acids. Gene Ontology annotation, molecular function: transmembrane protein transporter activity.
AACAUAAAAUAGUAACUGUGAUGACGUGCCGUGAACUUCCGAAACGUGGCUGACGUUUCUUGUUUUGUCAUUUCAUUUGUGCAAUACAUUAACUCUUACUGUUAUUCGUGUGCCUCUUUUUGAAUAAUUUCUUUCAUUUAUAAUAAACCAAUACCUAUAAAAUGGAUCAAAUUGCUAAAUUUAUCGAACCAGGCAAGCAGUUCGCUAAAGACUCCAUAAGACUGGUCAGGAGAUGCACUAAGCCAGACAGAAAAGAGUUUCAAAAAAUCGCCAUCGCCACAGCAAUCGGUUUCUGCAUCAUGGGAUUCAUUGGCUUCUUUGUAAAACUGAUACAUAUCCCGAUCAACAACAUCAUCGUAGGAUCAUAGGCUCCGUGUAGUUGUAGUUUAGCAAUAACAUUUAAUAUAAGGCCCCACACUCUAAGUUAAAUAUUCUCUUAUACAUUGUUUUAUUUCUCUAAUAAAAUAAAUUAUUUUUCAUUUCAAGAAA